AAGCUCCCGAUACCAACCUGGCGCGGGUUUGCCUGCAGUCCCUGUGGCGUCUGUUCAGCAACCUGGAACCGACCUCUCCUCUGCGGUACCACGUCUACUACCAUCUGGUGCAGGUGGCCAAGCGUGCCGAUCAAGUCAAAGAGGUCUUCUCCGGAGUGGAUCAGCUGAAGGCUCAAUUCACCCAGUGCCCGCCGUCGAACGAACAGAUGCAGAAGCUGUACCGCCUGUUGCACGACGUCCUGAAGGAUACCAACAGCGAGCUGGCCUCGAAGGUGAUGAUCGAACUGCUGGGUACCUAUACGGCCGAAAAUGCUUCCUACGCGCGCGAGGAUGCCAUGAAGUGUAUCGUGACGGCGCUGGCUGAUCCGAACACGUUCCUGCUGGAUCCGCUGCUGUCGCUGAAGCCCGUCCGGUUCCUGGAAGGGGAACUGAUUCACGAUCUGUUGUCGGUGUUUGUUUCGGAAAAGCUGCCCAGCUAUCUGCAGUUUUACAAGAACCACAAAGAAUUUGUUAACUCUCAGGGACUAAACCACGAGCAGAACAUCAAAAAGAUGCGCCUGCUGUCGUUCAUGCAGCUGGCCGAGAGCAACCCGGAGAUGACCUUCCAGCACCUGCAGGACGAGCUGCAAAUCGGCGAGAACGAAGUGGAACCCUUCAUCAUCGAGGUGCUCAAAACGAAGCUGGUCCGCGCCCGGAUGGACCAGAAGGCCCGCAAGGUGCACAUCUCCAGCACGAUGCACCGAACCUUCGGGCGGCCCCAGUGGCAACAGUUGCGCGACCUACUGCACGCGUGGAAAGCCAACCUGACGUUGGUGCAGGAAAACAUGAAAUCCGUCUCCGAUGCGCAAAUGGAACUGGCGCACAAGCAGUAAAGAGGGGCCGGUUAGAUAGAGAUUGUUUGUUGAUAAAAAAGAAAAUAACAAGUGAAAUAGACUCUUACAUUAAAAUUGAACUAACUAUUGGAGCAGCAACAGUGAAUUAAUUGUUGUGUGAAACGCAAGUGACUACUACUCCCGCCCAGCCAGUACCUCUGCCAUUUGCCGUCCGGAACCAAUCCGGUGGUGAAGAAGACGAGCUAAAAGUGUAAUUUUCCCUAAAACUUUCGGUUCGGGCGGGAGCUUCUUGAGUGCGCGAGUGAUAACAAAAAACCUAAACAAAAAAGAGGACACAUACUAGCGAAAAAGGGGGCCGGGACACCGACGAAUCUGGAGAAGGCCCCCCAUUGGGGCCUUGGUCUAGAUUUCGAAGGUGUGAUCCUGUGACGACCCCCGAGGGGAUUCGUGGGGGAAGGAGAGGCGUUUCGUUCAUUACAUUAACCGGUAUCGUAUAGCGUAGCAGCAGACGGGGGAAGUUAGCGAUAAGCUUGUAUCGAUUACACAAUUUUCAUAAGUAAUAUAUACAAUUUUAAAGUAUGAACGAAACCAAUAGAAUA
Aedes albopictus (Asian tiger mosquito) is the source of this 1432-nucleotide messenger RNA. RefSeq names its product eukaryotic translation initiation factor 3 subunit M-like. Gene Ontology annotation, cellular component: eukaryotic translation initiation factor 3 complex; cytoplasm. NCBI's taxonomy places the organism in Eukaryota, Metazoa, Arthropoda, Insecta, Diptera, Culicidae. Gene Ontology annotation, biological process: cytoplasmic translational initiation. Gene Ontology annotation, molecular function: translation initiation factor activity. The record is from RefSeq and is a predicted model, not a curated record.